AUGGACACUCAAAGCAAUACAUCACCUGAGCCAAUCCAGGAUAAAGAUGAGAAACCGUCGGAAACCUUAUCAAAGCAGAUGGACGGUGAUGAGUUGCAAAAGCAGUUGCAGAUAUCUCAAAAGCGUGAAAAUUUAGCUAAUCUGAGAUUGGCAGUUAAAGAGAAGCAAUUACGCGAUCUAUUGGAUGAAAAUGAGUCGAUGAAGCGUAAUGCGAGUGAUGAGAAUAAAGCAGACUGUACAUUAGUUGAUCAAGCAGUUGGGGUGAUGUUCUCAGCAAUGCGUGAUGAAAUUCGUAAAGCGCGUAAGGAUGCUAAAUUAGCGACACUUGAAUUAAGGGCUCUUAAAAAUGGAUCAGAAAGCAGUGAUACGAAGGUAUUAGCAACACUGUGUAAGAAGCUAGAGAAAGAGAACGCCGAACUUAAAAAUGAAGCGACCAGAACAAUUCGUUUAGAAACUAUGUUAAGCUAUUGUCGAAAAACUGUUGAAGGUUUAAGAAAACGAUGUCGUGAUUUUGGAGAUAUUUUGGCAGAACGUGAUGAAGAAAUAAAACGCUUGCAAGCAGAAUUAGCUCGUGCACAUGAAGAAAAUACACGGUUGCAGAAAAAUGCUGAUGGUACUCGAACAUUACAAGCACAAGGAGAUAACCAAAUUUUGGAACAGUAUGGCAUCGAUCAUCAUGGCACUGUCAGCGUUGUUACUAAUGAAAACGUGGAAGAAGUUGUGUCGGUAUCCAGUCGAGAAUCAGCGCACGAAGAGGUGGAAUUUGAUGACCAAGUCGAUCGAGUGUUAACACCUGGUGCUAGUGCUGUCGAAGCAAUCAAUGUUUCCAGUCCUGAGUCUGUUCACGAAGCACCCGAACCAGAAACUAUAUCUAGCGAUGAACAAGAUGUUAUUGAUGUAUCAUCUAGCAAAGAUUCAUCCAUUAUUUAG
Molecule: messenger RNA, 930 nt
Organism: Brugia malayi
Lineage: Eukaryota; Metazoa; Nematoda; Chromadorea; Rhabditida; Onchocercidae
Exons: 7
Coding region: 1-930 (309 amino acids)
Biological process (GO): regulation of alternative mRNA splicing, via spliceosome
Cellular component (GO): nucleus
Source: RefSeq, a predicted model, not a curated record